AAAUUACACGCACAUGCGAACACUUGGCUCUUUGUGCUUGUAUUUCAAUCGCCUGCAGUGGUUCCUUGUAGUCGCACGCUGACGACGCUCGCCCUUCGUCAGAUUCUUUCGGGCAGAAAAGCGACGGCAAGCGAACUUACGCACAAUCUCCACGUAAAACUGAAGUUAAAAACUUAGUGCUGCCGACAGUCAAAUGAUGAUCACGAGGUUCUUAGUAUUGCUGUGGCUCAGUAAUUGGGUAAUCGGAACGUUCAGUGAAAGUAAGACACGAUUUAAUUGUCUAAAUACAUUGAGUGUUAAACUAAUCUAGUAAAAGUAUUCUAGGAACUAUUAUCACCCAACCUACAAAUUUGUUUAGACUUGUGAAUUAUACUCACUAAAAACAAGUCUGCAUUUGUCUUAAAUCAGCAUAAUUACUAAUGGAUUUUUCUACAUAUCACCUUUCCGGCCAUUUAUGUCACAGAGCUUAUUGUUUUGCACAAUGCUCCUUAGAAUCCAAAGCGCGAGUUCUACAAUGUCUUUCAAGACAUGAACGGGUAAUUGAUAACCUGUAUAUUACAACCUUCGUUUGAAAAACAGCCCGUAGAGACCCAAAUACAUUACAUUAAACCGAUAUUAGCACGAGAUACAAGUAGUUGAUCACCAUUUCAUCACAACAGUCACGUGCCGCGGAAAGCAGACGAAUUUCGCGUCCUCACAAUAGUCCAGUAAUUUUCUCUUUUCCCUCUGAAUCUAAAGGCCAGUUUGAAUAUUGCAUUUCGAUCAAUUAUCUUCAAAUCCUUUUCCUAUUAACAAGAUAAUGUUUUGUCUGUGUCAGCAGCGCCAGCUGCCCUUUUUUCGUAAGGCUACCGACCGAAUUUGCCGCAGGUCAAGUGAGGCAUGUAACUUAACAAUGUAGUAAAGAACAGAGUCGUUAGCUUGACAUGGAGACAUAACAUGUAACACUGUGUCACAGAUUCCGCACUUGGACGCUGUUCCACUUUACUACUGUAAUGAUCAUGCCAUUAUUAGGGUUAGGGUUGUCAUAUGUGACACAGGUCCAGCCUACUGUUAGGAAUAGCAAUGCCGAAAGCUUCAUGUGAGUAACUAGAAUAAGAAAGAUGGUAACUUUUAAACUUGGCAAUGGAAUCAAGAUUUUACAUGUUUUUCUGUAUCGUCACAAGCGUGAGACAAAGAGAAAAAAUCGUUGGACGCAGAAUAAACACGAAGUCCUGCGUCAGUAUGUAAGACCAUGAAACGACUCGAGACUUCACUUUUGUUAUUGCAAUCAAGAUCAUUUGGUUCCCGCCUUUUAAAAAAUUGAAUAAGAUUCUUAAGAUUCCAUUAAGCCUUCAUUUACGUGUCGCCUAUCAAUAAAGCAGUAAGUGAUUAUGACUCCAGGCUGAUCUCAGAGUGGUCAUGUGAAUGACCAAAGUUUUAACAGUCUGUGCGGAAGUCAAACGGUACUUAAAAUACAUAUUACACACAUGCUAACCUUAGGCUGAUACAGAACUUUAAAAAGGAAAAUUAUUUAAUGAUAAUACCAUAUAGACUCAGUAAAUAGAUUAAUAUAACCUAUGAUAAUAUCGAUAAGAUAUUUACAAUAAAAAAUGCAUACAACUUGAAAGCUAAAAUUUUCGAAUGACCUCAACUUUUCUUUAAAAAUUGAUCUAAUACCUUGAAAAAAGUAAUAAUGAUGACAAUUUUAUCCCAUCUUCAGUGUUAACACCUUGACUCUGAUAAUUGUUUUGGGUAAUUGUUGUUGCUUCUAGAAAUUUCCAGACUGCUUAGUCAUGCUGACUUACGCGCCAAAGAACUUUCCAGAACAUUUCAUCAAAUUACACAUUUAUUAUGUAAUACUCCUAAAAUAGUUCCCAUGUAAGCUUCUGGAAUGAUCCAGAACACUUUGUGAAUAUAUACAAAGACUCACUUAUGUAGUAGUUGUUGUUGUCUGAGCGACGGCUGUUUUGAAAGCUAUACCGAGAGAGAGUUACUGCGGACGAUGGCUUAUUUCAAGGAACUUCGGAGACAGCAGUGAGAUUGUGUCAUUGGUGAGCUAGGAUAUAGACUGGGGUGGGGUUAAUUAAGUUUAUUAACGAUAAGUAUUGUACUGCUUUUGGAAGUCGCUCCUUGUUAAGAACAUUAUUCGCUGUUUAAUAAAGUAGUUGAGUUUGUGGGAUUGUAGUGUUUUUCUGUCGGUUAGAUUAUACUGUGCUGUUGCUGAUUUUUCCAGUUCAUUAUGUUAACUGACAGCCUGCCUUAUUAGCAAGUUGACCGAGUAGUGUGACUGUCUGGGGAAAGGUUGUCAAGACAGUUAUUGGUGGAAACGACCUUUUUAAUAACCUUUUCGAGCAACGUUGAUAACGUUUAUAAACUCCGACGAUGACUUCAGCGCUAGUUAUCGAAACGUCAGUGACUUCUACCUAUUACAGACAUUUUCCCCCUCAGACGGUCACAUGACUUGCGUAAAGGACUCAACUGAUUUUGUGAUAAAGACUGCAAGUUCCUGUUUGUUCCUGUAUUAUCAAUAAAUUAAGAGCAAAUAUGUACUACACGUUUCGUUAUCACACCGUAAAUAAUAAUUUCUGGUGUAGGAAACAUCAAGACAAAUUCGUACAGGAUAAGACGGCAAACAGACGUCACUGAUGGGGAUGGGGUAAGUCACUAGUUGUCUGUAUGGGUCUUGCAGCCCGGACAAGUGAAAUUUGCGUCUGUAGGUUCAAGUCGCAGUUUUAACCUUACGGUAUUUUUAAUGUCGAUUGCUUGUCAUUGCGCCUGACUGCGUUCGCUUUUUACAUUAGGACCAACAGACUAUCACUGUCACAGGGGAACCAGGAGAUGCUGGAGCCGAAGGAGAACGGGUUGGGGAUAAGUAUUUCUCUGCUUUUGUGCACAUCUUUUUUCUGCUUGCGAAAAAUGAUGACUAGUCUACGUUUACCGACGCGGGUGCGAAAUUUACGUACACAACAAAGGACGGCAUACUCAUGUGGCUUAAAGGAGUAUUUUCAUUUAACUGUAAAAUAUAAAUUUAACUGACAACUGAAGUGCAUAUGCGAUAAAUAACUGAUAUGGUGCCCUGGCCCCCUCCAAUCUCUAUGGUUGAGUCAAAAAAUAAAGGCGUCAGUUGCCAGAUUUUCACACAGAUUUUUGGUUUGUUCGAAGAAAGGAAAUUAAAGAAAUAGACUACAUUUUAUUGCAGUAAAAAAGUAUGCUACACUUGUCUUUGUAUCAAUAAAACCUGUCUAUGCGACGAUCUGACCAUUGCAUACCCCUUUAAUGUCUAUUACAAUUAACUGGGUUCGACUGUAGUUUUGAAUGAAAUGACUCGGAGAAAUAACAUUUCAUGCUAUGCGUCCUGUGUGUCAAAAAUAAAAAACCGUUACGUUCACACACCUACGCCUAUCAUCAUCGCAUUUUUAAUAUCACUGUAUAAUCUGCUGCAGGGCCCACCUGGAUACACAGGACCCCCAGGAACACAGGGACCGAGAGGAUCACGGGUAAGUUAUCAAGAAAUAAAAAUAACCGAUCGAAAGCGAGGACUAGGAAUUAAUGGGUUAGUUAAUAUGGGAAGCCUGUGCCUUUGAAAAAUAGGCACAGUGCUUUGUCACUUAUCAGAAGAGUUUCAGUUUCAAAACUUAAUUUGUUGAGAUUCAACCUGGUAUAUCUACUGAAAGAUUUUUCACCACACUCUUCGCUGGCUUUUCUCACAAGGGUCCCCAAGGCAGCAGGGGUCAGCAGGGUAUUACAGGACCUCCUGGUCUCCCAGGCCCGCCAGGACCCCCGGGAACCACGCUGGUAAGUGCAAUUCUUUUCUUCUUAAUGCUAGGUUAGAAAAAGAAAUUGUCCUGCGCAAACUCACUCUGGCAAGUAAAGGGAAGCAGCCGGUCGAAGUGAGUGAAGUUGGUGGAGAAAUUUGACGUUUUGACACUGAUGCUUUCAUCAGAAACGUUAUGUCAACGUUGUGCAGGUUGAAAAAGCUUCGCUUCGAUGUUCUGUAAUGGGAUUCUUUUCAAGAUUCCAUUUACAGAUAAGAUGCCAUAAUCCCUUGUAGCGCUAAGGAAGGUGACGUAAGGCGAAGAAGCUUUUAUUUCUUUGCCGAUCUCUUCAUGACUCAAUCUGCUCAUGUUCCUCUUAUUCUUGUAGAGUAAGUUGUCUUCCUCUCAAUUGCAACUUAAAUUCUAACAGGUGGGAGCUUUUACAGUUAAGGUCUCUCAGCAAUCUUAUCAUCACAGGCAGUUUUCUUCAAAGAAAUUAUCGUAAUCCAUUCCCUACUGCCUCUUAUAAGAAGCAAUCUUCACGACACGAGGUGCCUAAGAAUGGUUUUGUGGCUUAAUCCGUCGCUAAUUGAAUUUUUGCAGUACGAGUCGAUACCUGGCGAAAAGGGACCUGUCAUUCGACCAAUCGUUGUGACAACAGCUGCCAUAAAAAUGAAGGUACUGAAUGGUCGGUUUUGUAAUCAGCCUCAGUAGGUGAUGAGACUGUUCCUCGUUGAACAUGAGAUCUUAAGGCGACGCGUGACAGUUGGAAUGGGGGCUGCGGAUAAGUACGUAGAGGGAAAGGGUGGGGUAGAGGGGGCUAGGAUGGUUGGAAGACUAUAAGGCUACAAGACUAUCUUACUGUUUAAAUGUCAAGCUGUAGAUUAGUAUAUCGUCAUCAACUACUGAAUGUUCUAUAAAAUAAAAACCUCACUCUCACGAAAUAAAGAGGAAGAUUCCUUGUUGUUGUAACCACACACAUUUCUCUUUACUGACUCUGUUAGGUAAUUAGAGGAGCUCCUGGAGCCAAAGGACUUCCUGGCUCAAGGGUGAGUGUUGAUUGGCUUGUUUUAGUCUCACUGUCAAAUCUAACUGAAAUAAAAAUUCUGAUAUCUUUGAGAGAUUUGCUUCAUAUUCUCACCAGGGCAUGAUGGGUAUUUCAGGAGAGCCGGGAGGAAUUGGUGAAAUGGGCGUCAAUGUAGGUACCAGUCUUCUUAAUUUUGAACAUGGAACUUCAAGUUAAACUUCGUUAGUAAUAUUUACCUAUGAGAGAGGAACCCACCAAUCGAAAGCUUUUCUUAGCAGUAAGACUAUCAAUAAAAGAUCCUGUAGUUUCCUUGCUUAAUUGAAAGCAAUAUUAAUUCUACCACGAUAACUUACAUUCUUCUAUUGUGGCUCCAGAAUUUUUCAGAGAAACUUGACGACUAGCUCUAACUUGUUAUAAUUCAUACUUUUUCUCGCAUAUCUUAUACAAUAUCCAACGUCUUCAGGGCUAGAAAACAUUUUCCUUUUUUUCAGGGAGAACGUGGUGAUCCUGGUGGACCAGGUCUGCCCGGAUUAGAUGGAACUCCAGUGAGUCCAACAAUGCUCUAUGUACUUUCAUUUUCAGCAGGUGACAAUUCAAAGGUCAAUGAUAGAAUAAUAAACAUUUUAAACAGUUCAACCUCAAUUUUCUACAGGGUGAGAGAGGAAAACCUGGCAAACAAGGGCCUCCUGGUAUGAAAGGAUAUCAAGUGAGUUGGACAGUUUUUUUAUUUAAUGUUCAGUAGAUAAUAGGAACCGUUUUCACCGUCGAGAGAAAAACAUUAACGCACAAAACUGAAAGAAAUAAUGUGGUUGUAUUGUGCAUCUCAUUUGCAACUGUCUUGUAAAGCAAACAUUUUGUGGAGAAUCAUCAAUCUUAACUAUGUAAACUAUCUGCUAAACCUUACAGGGUGGUAUUGGCGACUCUGGUUAUGAUGGAGUCCUGGGUCGUGAUGGUCACCGCGGAAGGCGUGGUAAACCAGGUCCUAAGGGUUUCCGUGGUGACGACGGAGACGAGGUAAGAAUGAAGUCAAGUGAACUGUAGAACGCUGCCUUCUUAUUGUGAUAAGGCAUCUGCCUUGGAGAGAGCCUUAAAAGCGAUAAUCCGUGAAACUGGAGCCAGAUCGGAAAUCUGCGGACACGCAGGUUAACCGAUUUGGCUCAAAUUUUGCAUGUAAACUUGAAUAGGGGUUCUAAUCACGAAAUGGAUAUUUUCAGACCCUUGCCCGACAUUUACGGACUAUCGCUCUUAAGAUAAGUCAAACUCCUGAGAAGGAAAAUUAGGUGAUUCACAGUGACGAAGAGGUAAGAGUUCAGAGUUUGCUUGUUGCAGCAUACGCACCCAGUAAUUCACUAAAAGCCAGACAGAUCAAAUUUAAAUCAACGUGGAUUUAUUUUAAGGGUUAAUUUGUCGCUUAAAUUGGAGAAUACAAGAGAAAAAAAAAAAACCCCUUCAGUUUAUUUGUGUUCUGAUGUUCCUUUUAACAGUGACGUCUGCCUUCUAAUCAGGGGUCCGUAGGACCGGAUGGGACUCAAGGACUUGACGGUGAACAGGUAAGGAGACUGAAUUAUCUCAUCUAUUACAAUAAAAUAAGGUUGUUACUUUUGCAGUUUCUGCUCCCCAACAUCUGAGACAAGCUAACACCGGAGAUUUAAAGAAGGUCAAGACCCACUAUUUUCCCUUGGAGUCGCACAUGAUAAUAAAAACGUUUGUGGUUUUAUAAAUAUAUAUAUAUAUAUAUAUAUAUAUAUAUAUAUAGGAAGUCUGCAAGUCGAUUUUUGCGUAGAACAGUGCUCAAUACGUUGAAGCAAAGCAGAAUAAAUAUUAUGUAUUAUAUAUAUAUGUAUAUAUAUAUAUAUAUAUAUAUAUAUAUAUAUAUAUAUAUAUAUAAUAUAUAUAUAUAUAUAUAUAUAUAUAUAUAUAUAUAUAUAUAUAUAUAUAUAUAUUUUUACAUUUCGUAAGGGUAGUCCAUUGUCUCUUUCAGGGAGAUCCUGGGCCCCAUGGAAGGCAAGGAACUGUGGGAUAUCCUGGUGACCUUGUAAGUCACGUCUCACAAGAAACGGUCUCAAACUUCCGAUAUCUUCGACCAGUUGUUUCAAUGUGCGAUAACUGUUUGCACUGAACAUUUCCUUAGGACUUAAUAACUGGUUUAGGUUAACGCUUGUGACGUCCUCCAAAAACCUAUGCAUAAUGUUACCUGACUUUGGAAAAACAGAAUGCUUUUAUUAACAAGCAUGGGAAACGUAAUUAAAUGUGGAGCAUGCACGGAUUCAGGUCUGUAAACAAUAAACAUCGGAUUUUUGCUUUUACCGUGGGAUUUUUUGUUUUAGGGAAGUCAAGGUAAAGCAGGAGCUGAAGGAGACAUCGGGCUUGAAGUAAGCAAAGAGAGAUGUCUCUUUAUCAAAAAAAAAAAUUAUAACUUAAGCUUCAAAUAUUUAUGUUACGGUUGGCGACUUUUCUCUUGUUAAAUCGUUUCAAAUGUCUCCCCUAUCAUUCUGCCAGGGAUCUAAAGGAGUAGCAGGGCCUCCUGGUCUCCCAGGCCCCCCUGGGGAGGUAGGGUCAACGGGACAAGCGGGUGAAAAGGGACCCCUGGGAUAUCAGGGGGAGAGAGGCUCCAGGGGCUCUACAGGAACUCAGGGGCCCCCUGGAAACAGUGGGGAUGACGGCAUCCAAGGUGGUCCAGGCUUCAAAGGAAGACAGGCAAGUGAUGGCUUUGUUGUGUCCUAGUGAUACUCGUGGCAAUAAGCUAUCAUUAUCAAUAAUUUAGAUGAAGUGUUAAAUUAUAGAGACUCAAAAGAAGAUAAAUAUAUGUUAUUUGCCGGCUAAGGGUCGGUCCGUAUGGUGAAAAACUGUGACCGAGGUCUUGAAAAUAUUGCCCGAGGCCGUAGAGCAGCAUUUUCAAGACCGAGUCAAGUAAACUGGGUACUGGCAAUAGAGGUGAUGCAAAUUCAAGAGAGAUGCCUCAGCGAAACAUUUUCGUUUCCGUAAAGAUAAUUUAAAAGGCUUCCAAACAAACUUUGAAACAUUAUUUUUACAAGUAUCUGUCACAAUCUGACACCUGUCAAUUAGAGAGCGCGCGAGUAAAAAAAGCGUAAGAACAUUUGAAAAACAACGGAACUAGUUUGGCAAGGACUGUCACGACAAUGUUUUCUUCAAAAACAGUCAAUGAUCUGACGGAAAGUAUUAUUCACUCUCAUCGACGAUUCAUUCAUGUACGAAGAUUUACCUCUGUUCAUUAAGUAAACGGCAAUGAAAGUAAUUGUGAGUAAAUUCAAUUUUUUUUAUUUUGAAGUUGUGAGAGUUUGCUCGUUUGUUUGCUGCAAUGGCUUGUGUAAAUCUGGUCUUUCCUUCACAAAAACUAAAUUCGAAUGGCACACUCCAACGAGACACAAGGGGAUUUAAUGCGGCCUUUUCUCAAAAAAUUCCUUCAGUUUCUGUUGUGCAAUUUACGGUACAAAUGUUCAAAUUGAACGGACCUGGAAAAACUCACCGAGAGCGUAUAUUUCUUGUAGAACUUAAAUUAAAACUUCGCUCGCUCUUUCACUGCGAACAAAUUGCUUGAGAAAAUUCAGGUAUUAAAUGAAUGAAAGUUCCAUCGUUCAGUUUUCAGUUGUGAACGAUUAAAAUUAAUUGCAGACGGGUUUUAGGCCGCUUGUCAACCAACGUAAUGACACUAUUGUUUAGACAAAUUAAUUCUGAAACCAAUAUUUUUCUGUCAACCAAAGCGAUCUGAGUGAGAGAAAAGAGAAGAUUCAUAAGUUAUUCAUCGGCUUGAGGUGGUGACCGACGUGUUUGCUUGAAAAUACUGCCCAGCCGACCCACUCACGAAAGCGUUACCGUGGCCCGUGGGCAGAGAUAGGAAAACAAUGACCGGGUAAAGAACCAAUCAGAUUGCAAGAUUCGUUACCGUGCCCUCUCAAAAAAAAAUAAGUGUAGUUAUCUAACUACUAAAAGAUAUAACAAUUAUAAAAACUUCUUAAAUUAUGUACUUAAAAGAAUGUUUCCCAAAAGGCCAACAGGAACCCGUUAUCUAACUCUUUUUUUGUAGGGUGAAGUUGGUAUCAAUGGACUCGAAGGCAGUCAAGGUCCUUCUGGAGAAAGGGUAAUUCGAUACCUUGAUACUUCUAAAACAAAGCUUGGAUCGUAUCUUAAAAGUUGCUUUAAGUGAUCCUUUUUUCUCAGAAACUAAGAUUAUUUUUAACCACUCUUGUAUGCUGAUUUUGAAAUAGGGAAUUCCUGGAGAUGCAGGGCCAACUGGAGGAGACGGUCCACCGGUAUGAUUUGUUUAUUGGCUCCAAUGGAGCAACAUUCUUUGUAGCUGAUUGGCUGUUUGUGUCGUGUCAAAUGUUUAGUAUCUUAUUCGUGUGUCUUUUUAAACUUUAAUACCUUUUUACCAAUGAAUAUAACUUGUCGUUUGAGGGAAUUCAUUCAAUUUGACAAUGUAUUUGCGCUUUAAUAUUUUAGGUUGAGGGGGUGGAAGACGGACAGUAAGAUAAGGAUAACGUUUCAUAAAAUACAUAAUACGCUCUGUUGCAGCUUUACCUUAACAAAAUAAGCACAAGCCAAACAAAAGAAGCCACGUUAUACGGUGUUUAAAAUGAAAUAACAUCACAAGUACGCAUAGGUAGCUUUGAAGUAAGUGCACGGUGAGUAAGAGACAUCAGACUAACUUGAUGUUAUGCACUUUGAAGGGUAACUACGGAGAACCUGGAGCGCGCGGAGGACCUGGGGAUAAAGGAACAACGGUAGGGCCUUUUGAUCAUCUUUACUUUUAUUUACAACAUAGCCCUCGAGUAAAUAUCCGUGGCACCUAGGAAAGACUAAUUUAACGAAGCUUUUUUUGUGGCUAUUGCCUCCUAUAGGAGGCGAACCACAUAUGUCGUCGAAAGAGUGGGUGAGUGUAACAAUAGCAUUCCCGCCGAUCUUGACCCAAUCUUGGUCAUAGAGCGCUAAUUCACUUGCCAAUUUGUCACCAGACAAUUUUUUCUCGAAUAGUUCAAAAGCCAAUCACGUUCAAAGCUGUACUUUAAAUCAACCAAUCACAACCUUGGUUUCGAUCACCAUAGAAACAGUGUACUGACUCUUAAUUGGGGCUUUCUUCAAAAUGGGGAAUUUCAAAGCGACAUUAAACAACUUACGCUUCCUUUAUCAUUCUUUAAAUUAUAAAUUGCAUGAUUAGUUAGUAAUAAAACUUCGAGCGUUCGCCCUUCGCCAAUCGCUCUGACGAAGGGCUAAUGCUCGAAACGUCAGCUUUCAAACUCUUUGCGGUGACCAACUUACGUUAUCAACUCAGUUGGUUAUACUAAAUCACCCUGUUAUGCCGAAAAUAGUCGCUAAAUUUGCCAAGCGAGCAAGCUGCAAAAUACGAUACCUUGAGCUAAUUAAAAGAAUAAUAAAACGGAGGAACGGUGGAUAGGCGGAAUAGCAGAAUAUCUUAAGACGCGGAAUGAUGGAAUAUUCUAAAACAUGGAAUGCCUUUUUGUAUGAAGUAAAAGUCUCAAAAAAUUCAAUUUCAAUUACAUAAGAAAAUGACAUAAUUAACGGGCGAAAUUAAAAGAAGAACCCUAACUCUAAUCAUUGUUGAGGCUCAGAGCGGGAUAGGGGAGCAUAAGACUUUCGAUCUAACCUCUUUAAAUAGUUUUUAUAGAACUAUUCUUAUCAUUAUUACUAUUGUUAAUAUUAUUAUUCGUUACCAUUUAAUUAUCGGUUAAAUGUCAAUUAGACAAUAUAUUCUUGAAUAAUUUUUUGUGGAACAGGGCACUCUUUGAUAUGUGGGUUGCAGCAAGUUUUCUGUUUUGCAUGUGAGACAAAUCUAAUUCUGCAGCAUUACCUUGUGGCACCAUUAUACAACCUCUGUUUCUAUUCAAUACUAUACCAGUAGCCACAUGCAGUCUUUGACGGUCUGUUUUCCUCUUUAGCUGGUCCCGUCUGAAAAUUCUCACCGUAAAGUUUGGCAUGAUUAGACCACCAUUCUUUAAAUGAACCGCAGGAAAAUUGUUGUCAAAGAGAAAUCUGUAGAACAUGUUUUAAACAAUAUAAUAAUGUAACAAAUAAUUACAGUGAAGAUAUCAGAAUCAAUUAAAUAACCCUCUUUAUUGGGUUUUCGCCAUUUAACUUACAUAAAACUAGUCAAGAAAAGGAAUAAACUACAGUCGAACCAAUAUUAAACAGCACCGUUUUAAGUGGUCACCCUGUGUUAAGUUUUCUAAGUCCCGAAAUUUUGCUUCUUAAUCACAAUCAUUUUCAUCUCUAUUCAGCGGUUGUGGUAACUCCUGACUGACUUCUAGCGGCCUGUUUGUAUUGUCCUCCACCUGUACUGAACGGUCUCUUAGAACGGAACCACUUAAAUAAUAAUAAUCUCUCAAGUAAAAUUUAAUCCAUGUUCAUCUCCCGAAAUCAAAGUUAGUAGUACUUUGGGCGGGUUUUUGUACACUAAGUGAUCCAUUAUGGAAUAGAAUGGCGUUUUCAUCCUUUUGUUUAUUACCCCCAUUCUAUGGAACCUAUAAAAAGUUGUCACUGCGUCAUUAUCCAUCCCUACAGCUUCGAAUGUGGUCCUAUCAGGGUAAGCAAUCGGGAUAAACUUGACAAAAUUGAAAGGAACGCAAAUAAAUACGACUACAAAACAUCAGUAAUUACUUAAUCCAGGUCAAACUAUGCCGAUCAAUGUGCAUGUUGAACUUACAUUUGGCAACUUCAGAAAUUUACCUUGUCCAGUUCUAUAGCAUUAACUACCACUUACUUUGUCUUUUUAGGGUCGGCACGGAGCUCCUGGGAGUCUUGGUGUUCCAGGAGGACGUGGACUUAAGGUAAGGGGUAGAGAACGACAAAGGCUCCAUGAAAAGCUUGAGAUUCACAGUCAUGCUGAUUGAAGACGUUUGUACUUCCUUCGUUUUUCUCUCACUGUAGGGAAAACAAGGUCAUCCAGGACCACAGGGUCAGUCUGGUCGUGAAGGAGAUCAAGUGAGUGAGUCUGAAAUGUGAUGUGUUGUUACUACAGUUAAUGACCAGCAAGGAUAAAUAAAGUCCCCCCCUUUCAAGAUUAGCCCAAAGUGAUCUUCUCACGAUUAAAAGUCAAAGGCAGAACUAAAAGAAGAGGACAUCAGAAGCUUUCCAUUGAGAUCAUGUCAAUGUCAUCGUAAGGACUUACUUAGGUAUUUUUUUAAAUCAAGCAACUCACCAUUUCUACUUACCUAGGGCUUUAACUGUGGCCCGUGCUACGUAAUCAUCAGACCCCGGUUGUUCAAAGGUUGGAUAACGUUAUCCACUGGAUAAGACUCUAUCCGUUGGAUAGCGCUAUACGUUUUGCUAUCACUUAUUCGCCGGAUAGCGUUAUCCGUUAUAUUGGAUAGCGUUAUUCGCCAUUUAUACAACUGGGCCCUGGAUGAGAGCAGCCCUUAAAAGGACUAUUGUCGGUUUCAGUGACGUUCCGACAACGUCAGGGGAAGUGAAGUGAGAUUUUUGUUUGAAAAACUACAAAAACUUAGUGUUACUAACAUGCGGAAAUUGAGUGGUUUUGCGUGAUCUGUACUCUUAUCGACAACCAUAUUCAUCAUCACGGUGGUCAAAAUGUUGCGAACUUAUGAAGCGCAACCGAGUGAGCCCACAAAAUUUUGACCACAUUUCGUUCAAAUUUUGACCACUGUGAUGACAGUAUCGUCGAUAAGAAGAAAGACCACGCUAAACCACGUUCUAUUUGUUUUUUAUCGGAAUAUCGACGUCAAUUAAUUCUUUCAGUGCGUGUGAUCCAUGUUUGAAAGCUGAUAGAGGCAUUGUGUGACACGUUGAUGCGAGCAGCAUUGUCUGUACUCUUAUCGACAACGGCAAAUUGGCCAAUCGGAUUGCGACAUUACUGCCAAUUGAAGUUAAAUAUAUGUUAUUUUGAGAAAAAGCAUCAUGCACAUCGUUACUAUUCAAACGAUCUAUCGAAAUUCUACUUGUGCUGCAAUCUAUUUUUGUUGUGUUGACAGGGAAUAUCUGGUGGCCUAGGCCUGAAUGGAAGAGAAGGAUCAACUGGUGCUAUGGUAUCAUAUCGCUAUCUUGUCUUUCAGUGUAAAUGCUUCACCAUUUUUAAGUUGUUUUUCCGUUAUUAUGGUUAACUAGAUAUCGCAGAAAAGCAUUCUGAUUAACGUCCACACACAUCAGUCGUGGCACAAUAACUAUACUAUGGCUUAAUAGGAUUUCAUCACUAUCAGUGUUGUUCUUGGUAAAUUUGACAAACUCUAAAAUGGUGAAAUUACCGAAUUAUCAUACAUUUGUCUGGACAUAACGAUUUUGCUCUUUUUACUUUGUAACAUUAGGACAUGCUGUUAAAAGUUAAUUUUUUUUAAAUUCUAGGGCUCCAUGGGUCACCGAGGAAACAGAGGAGAGCGCGGCAGUAAGGGAACCAAAGUAACCAACAUGUUUACAGUUAUUAUAAUUAAACAUUGCCGGGAUAGAUAACUAUCAUUACUAUCAAUAACUUAAAGGUGCUGUUCCUUUUGUGGUCAAUUCCUAUUUAUAUUAAAAAAUAGUCAUUGAUAGGUGUGAGUAUCUUAUAAUAAAUGGUUGUUAUUGUGGUGUGAUGGUGCGGGUCACCUAUUGUCAACAAGCGAACAUACGUAAGGAAGCUAAGCAUUCAAUUUGGGAAACUACAAAAUUCCCCUUUAAAGAAAGACAAACGGCCUUAUCAGUCAAAAUUCACAUCCUGUUUAUUAUUCUUUCCCUCCCUUGAUAGGGUGGAGGAGGAAGAGCAGGGCCUCCAGGAUCACCCGGUCUUGUUGUAAGAAAUCAUCUUGUUGAAUGACGAGGAACUAUGUCAAAGUGUUGAGCAUUCCUUCUGGUUACUUUUAUUGAUGAUUUUCAUUCAUUUUGAUUUGAACUCGUGCUCCUGACGAUGAAGACUGAUCUUUUGAUUAAAAUAAUAAUAACCAGGAAAACAAAACAGAACAAAAGAAAAGGAAAGGAAAAGAUUGCAUGGGAGAGAACAUUUAAGAUAUAAACGGUUCAUAGUUAUCAUACCUUACAGUACAGCUCCACACUUUUUCAAAGAUAUCUAAAGGCAAAACCUGGAAAUGUAGAUGUAUAUACUAGGAAUCAUUGUUGUACAAGUGUUCUAUCGGUAAAGCGAAACCGGUGAUAAAGCGAAACAGAAGUUCUCUCUGAGAGCCACUAAGUUAUACGCAAGAAUCUUUUACGAAAUAAAAAUUUUCCUGCUUGAAUCCAGGGUCUCCGCGGGUGGCGUGGUCAGCUGGGAGGAGUAGGGAAGCCUGGAAUCCCUGUAAGUUGAAGGACUUGAAUAAUACAUGGCGUGCGUAUAUAGUUCAUCUUCGAGUGUUCAACCCGAUAGCUCACGGGUGAGCGCAACGAGCGAGUAAGAUAACCAGUUAAACAGGAGAAGAGAAAUUCCAUAUCUACAAGCAACCUGAAUUGUUUUGUUUAUUACAUGAACAAAAUAACCCUUAAAGACGAAAAGAGUCCGCUCUAUUAAUGAAUAAAAAAGUGAGAUCCACCCUCGAAGAAAAAAUUAUAAAGUUCGUUUCUCGAUAAGGCUCAAGAUGAAAAAAUGUGUUAAAUCAUUACAAAAACAAACAAUUGCCGUAACUUCCAAUUUACAAAAAUUCGACAGGGGUCGACUUUUUCCUUUCUGACAGAAGAAAUAUUUUUAGGUAAACGGCCAAAAUCGGCUGUGGCAAAUCUUCCAGUUGUCGAUUUUCGUUCUCAGCCGCGAGAAAUGCUAUUACGAAAGGCACUUAGUACGUAACUUUUGGUUUUUCUUUUUGUAUUUUGGUUUUGUUUUCCGCCUGGGAAAUUUUGAACGUCACUGCCUGUAAGCAAUAUGAAUUUUCAGUGUUUUGACAACCAUAAUCUGAGAAGAAUUUGACAAUCGACGCUGCAUAGCGAUAUCAAACACACAUAAAAAACUAUCGCAUUAUUGCGGCUUUUCUGAAGGCUGGAAAUCCAUGUAAAACACCGCAGUUUAUAUGAUAAACGAUACUAAUAACGCGGGUAGAAGGUAAGUCCUGUUCAGGGUUCUAAUGGUCACACAUUUCACGGUUACAAGGAAAAUUCCCGGAUAAUGGCUAUGAUGAUGAUUUCGAUGGAAAUCAGUACGAAAUAGUCACAAACCUGAUUUUGUGGCAUUUUAACUUAAGGUUUAAGACUCCAUGCAGUUACAAUUUAAAAUAAACAUGAUUAUUUCUUUAUCUUUUCCAUUUGCUCGUAGGGAGAACUUGGAGACAAUGGCCGGCCUGGUAGACAAGGGAAGGGUGUAAGUUGACCCUCAGAUUGCAAGUUGAAGCCCGAUAAAAAACAUCUUAGCUUGUAGAUUUGUAUCUUAAUAUGAACAUGGUUUAUACAAAUUAUGCAAUUUUAGGGUUUGGCUGGUGUGGCAGGACUGAUGGGAUCAACAGGAAAGAAAGGACAACGGGUAAGAUGACCCACCGGAUUCAAGAAAUUUCUUUUAUCUUUUUAGUCUCUCUGGCCGUCCUGGCAAGAAAGAGAGUGAUGCGUAGCCAAGGUUAUUUGAAGUGCUGAAAACCAUAGCCAUGAAUAAACAUAUCAAGAGUUUGCAGUCUAACAACAUUAUUUGCAUUUGUUGAGCAAUCGAUCGAUCAGAGUCAAUGCCCCAUUAACGUCAGUUAUGGCUAAGGUAUUCAUUUAAAUUUGAUUUUAGGGUCCUCAAGGAAAACCUGGAACACCUGGUUUGACCGGUAAAAGUGGCCCUAAGGUAAUAAGCAGAACUGAGGGUACAGUAAGGAAAACUGAAAAGAUGUUGAGGAAAUAUGUAGAGCAGCUGAUCCUUCUUUAUUAAAAAUAAUCAGAAUACUUAUUCGUAGCAUCUCUUUCUAGGGAAACAGGGGUGCAGCUGGGGAGCCAGGCAAAGUGGGAGCCACAGGACAAUUGGUGAGCCCUGUUAAGUUCACCGAUAGAUUAUCAUUCAUAAUAUUUAUCCUCUUAUACAUAGAAAUAAGAGAUAGCAAAGGGAUUCUAUUUUCUAACAAUGCGAGGUGUUGGCAGAGAUGCAUCUACACACCAAAUCAGAACCUUAUUUGAGAAGGCCUUUUAAUAAUGUUAUCCUUGCUUCUUUUUUGCAGACACUUGUAUCUUAGGCUUUUUGAGAAAAAAAGCCAAAAGCAGUCGCUAGAAAAAUUAAAUAACAGUAUCAAUAUGCCUCAUUUUCAGGGUCGCGCGGGACCUGGUGGUGAAACAGGAGAACAAGGGCUUCCCGGUGACAUGGUAAGGAACUGUAUUUGAUUGUAAAUAUCAUGUAGUGAAUUACUGCUAUUGUGAUUCAUGAGUGGGUGCUACCAUCUCAUAAAAAACCCAACUGGACAAACGUACACAACCAAGUAUUACCAUUAUUGUUAUUACUAUCAUAAACAUAAUUCUUAUCAUUUUAUAAUUAUUAUCAUCAAUAUAGUUAUGUUGUUGUUAUUAUUAUCAUCAUUUUCAUUGACACAAAAAUUACAUCAAAUCUGUUUUCUUUUACUGCCUACUCUUAAUAAAGGGUGAAACAGGCUCUGAGGGUGUCCAAGGAGAAAAGGGCGAGCAGGGCAGAAUGGUAUAAGAUGAUCUUCUCUUUCUGUAUUAGGGUUUUUAUGUCAUGCUUAUCUACACCAGUAUUAAUCUCUUACUAACCAAAUACAAGAGCCAUACUGGGGAAGGUCAUCCGGAGGUUGUGGUAGUACAGAUCGAAUGCAGCAAGGUACAUUAAAGAACAACUGAGGGCCAAUAUUCCCCAGUAUGGCUCGAGAAAGUGAGGUUAGUAAGUAGUUAAGAGCAUAGCACAUGGAAGGCAAAAUUCCAACCAAGUAAAAACCAAUCAGAACUUUGGUAUUUUCCUCAGAACUACCUUGCCUUAUAAAAGAUUAGAUUACUUCUCUUUUACCAGGGUUUGAAAGGUGAUCGAGGAGAAAAUGGUUUCCCAGGAAGAGAGGUAAUAGCUUUACUGAAAAAUGCGAAUACAAAAUGGUUUUCGUCUAAAGUCAGUAACAACUUUGUUGGAAGAAAAAGCAACAAUAAUAAAUAUUUCAAAGCUGGAUGUUUCAAGCUUUAGCCCUUCGUGAGAGUCCUUAGCCUUUCAUGCUGACACUCAAAACGUCCAGCUUAGAAACUCAUUAUAAUAGCCAAUUUAAAUUAUCAACUGAGUUAAUAAAACCAAAUUUAUCUUAUUAUACUCCCCCACCGACGCAGCACCACGGUUUCUUUUGAAAUUUAGCCUCUUUAUUCAAUAAUAAACAUUAUCACAUAGAACAACUCCUAAAUGAGUAAUUCAAGCUAGAAUACUACGGCACUUAAAAAAAAACAAAUAAACAAACAGAAACAAAGCUCCGAUGGGUUAAAUGUUGACAAAACUAAUUGGAAUAACUUGGCCCUUGGUGAGUGCAUGCAUGCUCUAGAGUGAAUUCGAGCACAUCUGCUAGCCUUGUGAUGUUAUAGAAAACAUUAAUAAAUAAUCGGAGAAAAAACAGCUCCUUGUCUUAAGAAUGAAAAACACCACCUUUAAAUGUAGCCAGUGUAGUGUGAAGAAGGCUUAAUUUAAUUUCCUGGUAGGGAGAUGCCGGUAUUUCUGGGAUGGAAGGAGAAACAGGAGACAUGGUAAGCUAAACCAAUUUUUAUUGCUAUAAAUUAGUUAAGAACUAACUGUUCUGUUUCUUGCAUAAACUGUGUGUGGUGACACUUUGUUUUCUAUUAGUCCAUGUGGUUCAUCGUGGGCUCGUACCAUUUCUUUGUCUUAACUGGCAUUGUAUCACCCCCAAAUCAACAAGGAAAACAGUAAAAUUGAUCACUACCUUUACUUUUUGUUUUCUCUUUCUUGAUACAUUUAAAUGAAAAUUCGAAAAAUUCUACUGAUGCAUUAAUUAAGAUAGCCAAUAUCAUGAGAUUUCCUAAAAAUAACAUGUCUAUGGUCUACUGGAAAAUUUGUAUCAUUAUUUGCAAUUUUCAGGGCAGUGUUGGACCACAAGGCAUUCAAGGAAAUAUUGGCAGACCGGGAAAUAUGGUCAGAAAACAAACAUUAUCAGUCAAACUAAAACAUAAUAAACUUAAUUUAAACCGCCUCCCGGUUAGCUCAAUUGGGAGGGCUGGACUGUCUAUGACUGUCGUUAAAUAACUUUAUAAUGAGUACCUGUACUCAACAUUCAAGAUCCUCUAAGAGCUCGUUGGCCAAAGGCCUUCUUUUAUUUCGGGUCAGCGACCCUUGGCGACAACCAGAGUGGAACGAGGCCGAAAUGAUGAAGGCGACUAAAAUUUAAAGAUCGAAAAAACACGAGGUUUUGGACAGACUGAGAAUAAUAUAAUAUACCUUCUAUUCCGAUAUAAUACUUAAAAAAAUUUUGAAACUAAUACCUUCCAAUCACAGCGGUCAACAACUAGUUCGAACCAGAGCCCUGCAGUGCAGGAAAAUGUGCUACCUUUCUAUAAUGUCAAAAAAUGGAUAGACAUUUUAGUCUUCUCGGAUAAGAACGAAUAAACCGUAGGUCCCGUCUCCUGCUUCUAUUAAUUAGUCAAUUUGGUUAGGCAGGGGACGUUAAAGAACCCACUAACGAGAUUACUGUGAUGUGGCCUGGCCUGUUUAUUGGGAAUUGGCCUUGUCAUUGUUAACGCGGGAUCCACUGUAAUUGGCCAUAGCUGUAGUGGUCUCCCUGCCUGAGAUGAUUAGGCGAAGCUAAAUAAAUAAAUAAAAACUGGGAAAUUUCAAAUUAAAGAUACAAUAAAUACUGCUUAUCAAAGAUAUUUGAUGUUAAGGCUUUUUCCCUAAAAAUUAGAAUGAUUUUGAUAAAAUGUCCUUGCAGGGAUUGCCUGGACCCAUUGGAACAACAGGACAGGAUGGAAGCCUUGGUCCACGGGUAAGAGAUGAAGUAAACUUUUCACACAAACUUGAAUCUGUGCUUGGAAAUAAAUCUUUGUAUGGGUGUCACUUGUAGGGUGCAGUGGGAGCGACAGGUGCUGUGGGAGAGCCCGGAGUCAAAGGGGAAAUGGUAAUUAUCUCACCUAUUUUGACAAAAAUAUUCCAUUUUACCAUUUGUCUUUCAGAUAUAGAUUAAAGAUUAUAUCAGAAGAGGUUAAGAACUUAAGAACUUAAGAAUUAAAAAGUGUCACAUGAGUUGCAGUACAGUCCCCAGUUGUAUUUUAUUUUUUAAGGGGUCACUUGUAAAAUCUAGAAAAAUCUCGCACACAUUCUAAAAUUGCUGACCCUGAUGAACGAACCCAAAAAAACAGUACAAUAGAUUUCAAGUUCAGAGUCUUUGUUGUUCUCACUCCAGGGACAUGCAGGUUUGAAUGGCCGACCCGGCCAAUCAGGAUCGAUGGGACAAAAGGUCAGCACUAGCUUUGAUUGUUUAUCAUCUGGUCAUCACUGAUACGAAGAUGAGGCUAAAUAUUAUGAUUUAUGGGAAACCAUUAGAAGCAAAGGAACUAAGAUACUUUUCAACAAUUCAUACUUGUAUGAGGGGGUUCACAAUAAUUUUGAACAUGAAAUUCAAAGAAAAUAAUUGAUAUCAAGACCUACAUAGGUGGCUGAUAGAUAUUGUGCAUUUGUACCACAACUUACCAAGAGUUGCGUUCAGAUAGAUUUUCUCUGUCUGAUUAAUCUUUUUUUUUAUGCUAUCACGUCAAUUAUUAAUUCUAGGGGGCGAGUGGAGAAAAUGGAAAGCAAGGAGAACGUGGUCCAGAAGGAAACAGGGUAAAAUACAUAUCAUUACUUAGCAUUUGGUAUGAAAGUUAUGAAGUUUAGGGUAAAAAAAGGUAGGGAUACGCCAAAAUAGAGUAAUCUGUUCUUAAAGGACCGUUUCAAUGAUGUCACACUGGGACCCCUUAAAUAAAAUAAGACAAAAAAUGCAAUUACAUCCAACCAAUGCCCUUGUAGCCUGUGAUAUUGCUCAGUACAGGUUGACUCUUAAUACAGGUUCCACAGAUUAGAGGUAUUCUAAAACACAAUAAACAACGCCACUUAAUGCCAUAAUUGGCCAUAUAAUGUGCAGAAUCUUGCUUGAAAAUGUUACUUCGAUCUUGGGAGAGAAACAUGGAUUAAAAUUAUUUGAAAGAUUAUUCUUAGUUUUAUUUGAGUGAUUCAGCUUUAGGUGACCACUCAGUACAGGUGGGGGACAAUAGAAACAGGCAGUUGGGACUUAAUAAAGGGUGACCGCGACCGCUUAAUAGCGGUGACUGCUUAGUAGAGGUAAAAAAAUUAACGUGAUAGUGGAGAAACAAAUUCAGGAGUUACCAACUGUCCGCUUAAUGCAAGGUGACUGCUUGACACAGUAUUGACUGCGUAGUUACUGAAGCUUUAGAAACUUUAUCUGAGAAUUUUAUUUAGAAAAUAGUCAAAUUAUAAAACUUCCAACCAUACUUGGGUAUAGCAGUACAUUAUGAUACACUUUUGUGAUUUCAGGGAACUCCAGGCAACAAUGGUUUGCCUGGACUUCAUGCUGCUCAGGGAGACACGGUAAGAGAAGUUUUUCAACAUCAGUUUAGAGCUUUACACCUUAACAUUAUCAUGCAUUAGAUUUUUGGUUCUUUUACGUAGCGGAUAGACUUGAGAAACUGAACACCUUGAUCUAUUUUGUCUGAAAACAAAACAUAAUAUCUGUGUGUAUUUGUCUUCUCCUGCAAAACAAUACAUCCCUUUUGGCUCCUCACAUGUCUCAAGCACCUGCGUAAAAAUCCAUACUCUGAAUAUGAUUGUUCUUCUCUGUCAUAUUAACAAGUGUGACAGCAUACCAUAAUAUCCUUUGACUCAUAGGGCGAGAAAGGAGUGGCUGGUAUUAAGGGUCUCAUGGGAUAUAGAGGUCAAACGGUGAAUAUGCUGUUAAAUUUCUACCUUAGUCUUCAGCUUGGCUGGUUAUAAUCUUUACAUGUUUAUAACAAUCAUAUAAACAGGUUUAUUUUUCACUGAUCUCAGUCCCAAUCCUGUUUUAAAAUCCAGGCCAUCAUAUUGGAGCGAUAGUGCAAUUGUUGUUUGUUCCUUACUCAGGGUCCUGUUGGAGAGAUGGGUCUUCAAGGGCCAACGGGUCUAAAAGGAGCUAAGGUACAAAAUAAAAUGAUACUUUCAUUUCUAUUUUUAUGAAUAUUCAAUUACCAUACUCUAAAAAAGUUAAUAUCUGAAUGGGGCAUUAAUUCUACUGAUGAAAUUUUUUAAAAAUGGGUAAAGAGGCGCAGGAAGAGAAGUAGUGUUUGGUUCAAGUACAUGUAAAGAGGUGAAGAUUUCCAAUUUCCUGGUGGGAUGCUCUACCUACUCAACUACGAUGAACUAGUUUGUGAGUUAGUAGAUGCCUGUUUUUAAACCUAGAAAAGUACUUAGUUCAUAUUUGUGGGAGGAAUAAAGAAAGCACCUAAUCCCUGUCUCGUUUUUGCUUGCCCAUCUUUUUUCCCAUUUCCACUGACCUUGGGCCUUGCACUAUGCCAGUCCUGUGUGGAGAAUUGGUGCAUAACAUGACACAUUUUGAGUUCAGAUACUAAGUGAAGAAAAACAUUUCACACAUGCUUAAGACUAAGAAAAACUAUUUGGCACUAUUUUACAACCUCAGGGUCCAAACGGAGAUGAGGGAAUGACUGGAGAAAGGGGAGAAGAAGGAGAACUGGUAAUAUAACCAUCAUGUUGUCUGACUUGUUCAGUGUGCAUAUGACUGCAUAAUUGGAACUGAAGGACAGAGACCAGUUCUGUGACUAUGAUGAAUGGUGGUUUUAAUCACCUCCAUAUACUUUUUUGUCAGGGAAUUGCAGGUUCUGUGGGUGCAAAGGGAGAAGCUGGUGAUAGAGGAGAACAGGUCAGUAAUAUUUACUCAACCCACCCAAAAGAAUAAAAAAUCAUUGAUUCGCUUCUGUUGAACUCUCUUUUGGAAUGCAACUGAAGGUAGAGGAGAUCUGAGUUACAUUGAAGAAGGAAAACAUUAUGACAGGUAGACUAAGAUAUUUAUUGUAUUACAGUGUCCCUGUAUGUGAUAUGUUCUUUUUGAUACUACUCAGGGUUUGGAGGGAGCUCCUGGAGACUUGGGAAAUAAAGGAGACCCUGGAAUACCGGUACAGUUGAAGGGUGGGGUGGGGUGAGGACAUUCACGUGUAAUUUGCUUGAAACGAGAUGCAUUCUGAAAGGUCAAGGUGGCCAAAAACCGUAUUACUCUUUGGAUUGAUGUUUGCUAGAUUACAAGUCAAAUUAUGAUUUGUGGUAAGCUUCCCUUAAAAAAAAAGAUGUUUUCACAUACUAGGGAGAAGCUGGAUCUGAGGGAUCUCUUGGUGAACGAGGACAAAAUGGCAUUAAGGUAGAGUAUAUACUGACAUGCUAAAGCUGAGUUGAUAACCGCUUCUAGAAUUUUCAUAGGGCAUCUGAUUAAACGAUUAACUUGAUGUGUUUUUAAUACAUUCGACAGGGACUCAACGGUGAUUUUGGACCUAAAGGUUCUCGAGGCUCAACAGGAUUUCCAGUCAGUUCAACUUCGUUUUUUAUUCAUCUUUUAAGAAUUCAAAGUCUCUAAGGAUUUAUUGUGGAAGUCCCUCCACAGACAAAGCAUGUAUAACGUAUUAAGCGAGAUCUAAGCUAUUACAUAAACUCUGUUUCAUUGCAGGGCUCCACUGGCUUAACUGGAAACCCUGGUGAGCCAGGACAAACUGGGGCUCAGGUAGAGAAGUACAUUCGUAUAUCACAGCUUCAAACCCGCAUGUGUCUUUUGAUUGCAUAAUAUGUAAAUACCCUGUUAACCUCGACAGGGCCCUGUAGGACCACCAGGCGUAAAUGGACCUUCUGGCAGCAAAGGACCAAUCGUGAGUAGUACCCCAUGUUUUGUACCUUCUGGAAACACUUUUUUGAUCGUGCAAUCCAUAACAAAAGUACAGCAUCAAUCUGAUAUACUUCUUAUUUUGUACGAGUGGAACUUAUAACCUCAAAGAAUCGAAGUGCAACUUACCUUGAUGUUCAGUGCGCCCAGUUGUUACUGACAGCUAUACUAUAUGAAUUGGUAUAUUUGCAGGGACUAGUUGGUAAACGUGGAGCCACAGGACAAAUUGGCGGAGAAGGACCAAAGGUACAAAAUGUAUUCGUAGUUUUAACUUUCCCAUGAAAUAAUAACGAUAAAUUGGUAAGAAAAAAGAAAAGAAAAAAAACAUCGUGUCCAAACUCUGUUAAUAAGUACUGUUAUUACUCCACAAUUAUAAAAUAAAAGCGUUAAGAAAAAAUAUCCAAACCUUGGAGUGCAUUCACUUAGCUCAAGCACAAUUACCCUUGUCAUUAUUAGAACAACUGCGUCUUCAUUCAUUUGAUCUUUCAUUUAUUAUUCUUAUUCUUUCAAAGGGAGAAAGAGGAGAACCAGGUAGUGAUGGUGAAGACGGCACAACAGGGAGAGAGGUUUGAACGAAGAGAACUACAUUCAUCUACUUUUACCUACAUUCAUUUGCCGUUUCGUUCAUCGAAUACUGAUACCGCUUCUUUUACUUCGUUAGGGUAGCAUUGGACUUCCCGGAAAGAAUGGGAACCGAGGAGAAAAGGCAGAUGAAGUACGACAUAGAUAACUCGCGAACUAUGACUGACUUAAUAACUGAUGUAACUGUCAAACAAUGUUUCUCACCACACAAUUUCCUUUCUGUUUCUAGGGUCCCCGAGGUUUAAUGGGGAAAAUUGGACUGGCUGGAAAACCAGGUGAAAAGGUAACAAUGGUUUCCAAUGGUUAACUGCUUCCUCGUCGGUAUUUUUUUCACUACUCAGUUAUUUUGAACUUUUUCAAUAAGUUUCAUUAAUCAGUUAUUAUCUUGAUUAUGUCAGGGUCUUCCUGGGGCAUCUGGUUCAACAGGUGCCUCCGGUCUGCAAGGAGUUAAAGGAAUGCAGGGAGCUCGAGGAGAUCAAGGGGCCACAGGACAUUUUGGGGAAGAUGUGAGUUGCAUAUUGUUUUUGGGAAGACGUGAAAUGCAAAUUCUUUAGGGGAAAGAUGGAAGUUUAAAAGUUCUUUUUUUUUAAUAAGAUAUGAAAUUCAAAUUCUGUGGAAAAUGUGAAUUAAAAUUCCUUUUAGGGAUCACUUGAGGGAAACAUGUUUCAAGUUUUUAGUGAAAAACUCUGGGCCACGGAGUCAGUUUCAGUUCCACUGAUUCUAUUGCCAACUGGGGGACUUACAGAUACAUCGUACCUUAAGAGGAAAAAGUGUCUUUCCUGAUUUCGUUGACGGUGUGUUCCGUUUAACGAGUCGGUAUUUAAUAUGACGACUUUUCCGAUGUUUUUAUCAGGGUCGUCACGGAGUCACCGGUUAUCCAGGCUUACCUGGGAAACAAGGGGUCAAGGUAAGUAUUUUAAUUCAGAAAUAGCCUGCGAUCCAGGCUUCUUAUAAUUGUGCAUUAACGUUACAAGCUUGCGAUUGUUGAUCCAAACGGCCAUUUUCACUCACUCCCUUGGUUGCCGUAUAGUCAAACAUAGGAGUUAUAAUUUUUACCGAGGGAAUAGUAAGCAUUUGGUCACCAAAUUUACGCCUGCUCUGCAGGCAAUACUGGACAUAAAGUCAUCUUUGAUUUCUGAUUAAGUUGGAAUCAGAUGCGGAUGUCAAGACAUAACUGACCUCUCAUUGUGCCUUUCCCAGGGCGACUCUGGCGAGUUAGGAGAUGAUGGCACUAGAGGAAGAGCAGGGGAAAAGGUUCGCAAUGUUUUUAAUCAUAACGAAAGAACAGGUACAGGGUGCGGUCACGUUCUGGGAUACUUAAAAGCACGGUGAUCCAAUGGUUUUCAUGGUUGACUACGCUUGAUGUAUCGAUGAAUGAAACAUUACAUUGCCGCCCCGCCAGGUUCUGGUAAACUUAAGGCUGUUCUUUGCUGGAAUUAGUCGAUUGAUGUCCAGUCAAGGUUGUUCGACAUUCUUCAGUAAUAGAACAAAUGUAACUUCAGACCAACAGUUAUGGAUACAAACCUCAACUGAAGUGUGCCGGUCUUUUAUUCAGACUUAAUAAAUGUUGACGAUAUUUUUCCAUAGUUAGGAGACAAUUAGGGUGGACAGGAUGCGCUUAACUGUUUCCGAAAAAUUUCCGGACAUAACGAAAUUUUCCUUUUAGACAUACAUAGAAACGUUGUUAUAAAGUUUGCCUUUGGUACAACUGAGAGGAAAAACUCUAACAGGUUGGGGCCUUGAAAUUUGACAAGCCCUUAAUCUUUAAAACGUGACAUGCCUUUUGCUUUGUCAUGAGCCCAGCGGAAGACAUGCUUAAACAAAGGCAUUUCUUAUGUUUUAGAUCAAGUGUCUUUCCUUUCAUCUGUAGGGAAGUAGAGGAAUCAGAGGCGCGAAAGGACCCAUAGGGUCUAAAGGUGCACAGGUAUGUCAGUCAUCUCUUGCUAGUUUUUCAUUUUUAUCAUAAAGCUGUGGUUGUAUAUGUGAAGUUUAGCAAAAGUUUAAAGAUGUUUUACUUCUUGUUUGGCAUUAGUAUUUUAUUUAUUUAUAAAAUAUGGCUUACACAUAUAUUUAGGGUCCUCUAGGUGAGCCUGGUCUCGUAGGACCGUUUGGACCAGCUGGACCGCAGGUAAAUGAUUUUCUUUUAACUCUUCAAUCUUUGAAGUUCACGUAAGAGCCCUCCAUGGAAUCUUUUAGGACCGCUACAGGGAAUUUCCUGUAGUUUCUCUUUUGCAUAACUAUAACAUAAACAUAAAGUUGAGUUCUCAGUAUCCUGUCAGAGGCAUUUUCAAAGGUAUUUUCAUAUAGUCUGAUUAAGACAGAAAAAAUUCCCAUCGUAGCCACUUUAGUGUGUGAUAAUUAACAAAUCCUUUCUGCUACUUUGAAUCUUAAGGGAGCUGGCGGUAUCAGAGGAAGCCAAGGAUCUCCUGGGUUACAAGGAAUUCUUGUGAGUAAAGUUUGCCUUUCAAGAGAAAAACAGGCAGAAUUAUUUUAUAUCGUUACAGAAACAUGUGCUUUCACAAACAUCUACAACAUGAGAUACUAACUAGAGCACAAAUGAAUAAAGCGGGUAAGUUUCUAAGGAAAUUGUGGUGCUACAUCGGUGGGAGAGUAUAACAGGGUAAUUUAGUAUUAUCAACUGAGUUGAUAACUUAAAUUGGCCACCUUAGAGAGUUUCGAGGCUGACGUUUUUAGCGUUAGCCCUUCAUCAAAGCGAAUAGACUACUAGAACAUACUUGCAGCCAGUGAAGUUCUACUACCUAGGUCACACCACCAAAGUCAUUCUGCCUAAGUUAUACUUUCUAAGUAAUUCUGCCCAAGUUAUAAUUUCUAGUCAUUCUGCCUAUAUCAUACUUUUGUAUUAAAUGUCCAUCGCUUCUUAGCGAUUGCUUAUGACACUUGUAUUGAUGUCAUAAUUAUUAUUCCUUUCUGGAUCUUUUAGGGACCACCUGGUUCACCAGGAGGCUUUGGAAACAAAGUAUGAUAAGUAUUUGAUUGAUUCAAUAAAGAAGCUAUUACAGAAGCCAUUACUUUUCAGGACCAAUUUCAAAAUUAUCCCUGGUAAAACUGUCUUCUAUUCUGAUUUGCUUCCAUGCUAAUACCUAGCUAUAUGUUGUCACUUUCUGAAGCAAAGUAUUUGAUAUAAAAUUCCUUCCACGUGGCUUUCAAUCAAAGUUGAGACUAAUUGAAGAGAUAUGUAAACUUUACAAAGAUCAAGCAGUUGCUUUCGGCCCUUAUAUUUCAUGUGGUUGUCGGAGUUUUCCAAUGUUUCAAUGUCUUUAUCAAAGGCUUUUGAUCCAUUUCUCUACAGGGAGAUGCUGGACCACAGGUAGGUCUAUUAAAAGUAUAAAUUAAUUCUCAAAUGAUAUUUCAGUAACAGUUCACCUCAUGUACUAGGUUAACGUAGAACAUUAGCAAAGAAAGUGCUCCGAUAAUUUGGUAAAUUUUUGCUAUUGGAGUUGUGGGUGAAAGAUCAUGACCACGAUCGCAAUUGUAAUCACCUUAACAGUAUAGCAAUCCUAUUUGACCAAGUCCUGACGGAUUUGGUUUAUUUUUGCAAACUGAUGUUAAUGAAAGAAACUUUUGGAAAACUUGUUAAAUCAAUAGUUUUUAAGUAGAAUCAUGAAAAUGCUUACAGACCAUUGCAUUGCAUUCAAUGUUAAUUGUAAAAUUGUCACGCUUACAGUGAGGUUGAUCUAGAUUGUUUUCUUUCCUUGUUCUACUACUGUAAAUGUGACAUCCAGGGACCAGAUGGACUUCAGGUAUUUUUCAUUUUAAAACUUUCAUGUAACUCCUCAUACUGCACUUUAUUAAGCUAGGUCGAUGUUUUAGGGAAAAGGAGACGGUAGUUGUAUUUGGGUUAGGUUACAGUUCACUUUAAAUUUUUAAAACGAAGGAGUGUGGCUGGUUCUACUAUUAUGAGUUUAGCUUUCAACAGUUGAUGAAAAUUAUUUUUAGGGUCCCCCAGGACCGUCAGGUGCACCAGGACAGGCGGUGAGUCUACAAUGUGAAUCAAACCUAGCAUUUACUAUUAAUAGCCACUUUGAUUAUUGCCAUCAGUCCAUCAUACUUUCCUAAAAACUUGACUGAAAAAAAGUAAUAAAAGUCUUCAUUUCAAUUUUGUGAGUUUCUCAUCUCAUUUAUUCACAGGCAGAUAUUUCCAGCUGGGUGAGUAUGUUGUGUUUUCCCUUUAAUACAGACUCUCUUAUCUUUGAGAAAGGCCCAGUAAAAUGUGGUUCAGGAUAGCUUUUCACGCCCUCUGUUUCAAGUUUGCCCUCUGAUGCUAUGUUGCUUAGGGUUUAUGUUGCAUAUUCACAAACUCAAUCACGUAAAAUACAUAACUUUACGGAAAAUUUUUCAAGUGAAAAAGUUCACUCAGAAAAUCCAAAACAGUUAUGACCCCUACCCCAAAUAACCUGGGUUUGACUUCCUUAAAACUGAAUGGUAAAGACCAAGUUGCAUUAGUUAAGAAUACCGUAAAAUGAGUGUCAUCGUCAUUCUUACUCUCUGCUGAUAAUCUUUUCAAUUUUUUUAAAUUUAAAUUAAGAUUUCACAACAGAGGUAUGGAUUCCUUGAGGAGUCUUUGACUCAGAGUAAUACCAAGUCCUCUCUGUACAAAAGUAAAAGUUUGGUAAGUAUAUUUUAUGAAUUACUCUCCAAGUUAUGCAAUACCUUUUCCUUUGAACCCUGGUUUAAUUCUGUUGCAACCAACAUUAGCUCCGAAAUGAAAGUACUAUAGCUUGUAAUCUGUUCACUGACUCCUGUUUUUUUUUAAUUAUCGUCAAGAGGUGGAGCUUGAAAGUGGUUGCGAACAGACUUCACGACUUCCCCAAAGUGUGCUUAUUUGAACUUCAUUUGUGCUUCCUCAUUCCUUUAUGUUUAUCAUCAUCAUAACCUUUUUUUUUGGCCUGUAGUGAACUAACGUUCUUACAUUUUCCUUGCAGCCCCGACAGACACUAAAAACAAAUUCCAAACAUAAAGAGGUGGUAAGUUCCUCUAACAUUGUCAUUAAUAAACUCUUAAAUGAUUUUUCAAUAACACACCACUCUUGCGUAAGCCCUUUAACGUAUUAUGAAUCUAUUAUAGUUACCUUGUUCAGUUUUCACUGUACCCCCACCAGUAUGCAGUGACUGACAACAUGUAAGAUUAUAACCACAAACAGGGUUCAUUUAUUGUGGGACUGUAGAAGAAUAAUUACUGGGUUUUUUUUUUCCUUUUUUCGAUUUAAGACAAACGGAAACUACUUAUCCCCACAUGAUCCAUCCGGGUGGAGAUAUUUUGCAUCCCUAAAUAGCAGAGCCUCAUCACUAACGUUACAAGAGGUAUGUUUCUCCGCACAGGAGGAGAGAUUUACCGGAGGUCUGGCACUAGACUCCUUGCAGACCUCUCACCCGCGAACGAAGAGACACUCGUGCUGCCGGAAGCGCUAAUAAUGAUGGCCUUUACAUGACAAAGUAUAUUCAUAAUUUAAUACCCCAGGUGUUACUUAUCUAGUAUGUAGGGUGGCGCUUAGUAAAUUAGCUCUUGUGGAUUUCUUUUCUUAACAGGGAAACAGUCCAGUUAUCGAAGCCAUAAAUAACCAAGUCCAGUCGUUGAUAACCUGCAGACGAUUUCUAGGUACCAGACGUUACCCAGCCAGAACAUGCCGAGACCUGAAGCAACUUGAGCCUAAUGUUACCAAUGGUAAGGCAACAUCAUAUAUUUUGUUAAGAAUCAAAUGAACUGUUGUACGAAGAAAACUUUGCAACUUUUUUUUGUUCUUCACAAUUGUAAUAAUAUCUGACAGAUAAUUGAUUUAUUUAUCAAGGUCACUUCUGGAUCGAUCCCAAUGGUGGGCCAGUGGAUGAUGCAGUCCGAGCUUAUUGUGAUUUUCACUUUAACGCAACAUGCAUUCACCCAAAAAAGAGUAAGGUAAGGAGGAAAUCAUAUUAUUACACAGUCCUUAUUACAUAUUACAUAUUAUUACACAGUCCUUAUUACAUAUUACAUAUUAUUACACAGUCCUUAUUUCUUAUAACAAACUUAACAUGUAUGUUUGCUAAAAGGGUGUUGCAAAAUUUGCAUGAGUAACUCCAUGUUUUUUCCGACACAGACAGAAAACAAGAAAUGGUUCUUUGGACCUGACGGGUACAAGUGGUUUUCUAAGGAAUUUGAUGAUCUACCCCAGGUACACACAUAAUCUUUGAUUUACACCUUCGGCGAAUUCUUAAGAUUUAUAAAGCCGUGACAAACAGCUUCACCGAGCCUGUAAUAUUGACGCUAAUUUUUUUCUCAUUCCAACAAAAAGCAGUCAUUUGUUUGGUUUGAGCGCUACAGGUUAUUUUUAGAGCAGGUGGGCGAACUUACACCGGUUAAUUUUUCGACAUCAUUUUUUUGUUUGUUUGUUUUUGUUUUGUUUUGUUUUGUUUUUGUUUUGUUUUUGUUUGUUUUUAUAUGACCCUUUUAGUUCCGGUCUUGCAGUCCUGGGGAAAGACGGGUUAUGUAAUAGUGUAAUUUGAUCGUCCGGGUGAGUGUAGUCCUGAGAAAGACUGUUGUCGGUAGUGGUGACUGACGUUUCGACAACCUGAGCGGAAGUCAUCAUCAGAGUCAAGCGAAUGGCUGUUGUCAGUCGAAUGUACUUAGUCUGGUUUGUAUGAACUGAUUGGGCAGUUUUGUCGUGAUGUUUUGGCUGUAAGACUCAAGUGGCGUAGGUCAGUCGUGAUUGGUCGGUCUCGAUCCGUUAGUGACGUUAAGUCGUUCUGUUCGGUUCGUUUGUAAUGUUAAUGUCGUGAAUAAGUAUGGUGCCGGUAGGGGUUGACACCUGUUGAGAGGAGUCUGUUCCAAGUUCGUAAACCAGCUUUCCAGGGUUAGUCGUUGAAAGUAGUUGGUGCUGUAGGUUAGGCAUUGCGCAGAGUCCCAGUCAAUAGUGUGGUUCGUAAGUCGGUGAUGUUCAGCAAUGUGAUUGUUGACAUCGCCUUUCCUCGUCGCUCGUUUGUGUUCAGUCAGUCUAGUGGUGAGGUUUCCGCCAGUCUCACCGAUGUAGAAAGCGUGGCAGUCGGAGCAAUCGAUCUUAUACACUGCUCCCUAUCUGUUCCUCGGUUCGUCUUUGUCUUUGACGUCAGUCAGUAACUGACGUAGUGUGGUAAUAGGUUUGUGAGCGACGCGGAUAUUGAAGAGUUGUAGGAUGCGCGAGAUGUUCUCAGAUAUACCCUUUAUGUAUGGUAUAGUUGCUGUGGUCGUAGGAGUUGCGUUGUCGUUAGCUUCGGUAGUAGUAGGUCGGUGAGUGUUACGUUGGAAGAAGUCUUCGUUGUAGUUGUUCUUCGAAAAAACUCGGUCAAGAUACUUGUUCUCGUCGGAUAAGGUGUUUGUCGUACUGCAUACUAGAAAAAAAACUGAAGUGUGUAGGGCUAGACGGGUUAUGUUUUUUUUUCAUCUUAUGAUCCGUGCAGCUCUCUUCCUACAGUCCUGGGGAAAACCGUAAUAAAAACCGACGAUUGUAGGGCUACAUGGGUUAUAUUGUCUUUUCAUCUUAUGACCCGUGCAGCUCUCUUCAUACAGUCAUGGAGAAAACCAUAAUAAAAACUGACGUGUGUCGGGUUAGAUGGGUUAUGUUGUCUUUUCAUCUUAUGACCCGUGCACCUCUUUUCAUGUGGUCCUGAAGAAAGCCAUAAUUAAGAUGGACGUGUGUAGGGCAAGACGGGUUAUAUUGUCUUUUCAUCUUAUGACCCGCGUAGCUCUCUUCAUGCAGUCCUGGAGAAAACCGUAAUAAAAACUGACGUGUGUAGGGCUAGAUGGGUUAACGUGAGCCUGUUCGGUAAGAGCCAUCAGGCACCGCACUCACACGGCUCUGUUGCAGUUUCCAAGAACAGGAAUUGCUUAGGGUUAGGUGAUGAAAUGUGUCGCAUUUUUCGAUAAAUUGGAAGUGUCUUGUUCUGUCACGAAGAAGUACAGGAAAACUUUUUAUUGCAUAAUCGUUUUCGUGUUUUUUCAGGGCGCACCCUUUUCGUAUAUAUCAUUGCUUACUCACAUCAGCAACAUGGGAAAGGGAUUAUAAAAAUGUUUUAUUACAUUCGCGCGAUGUUUUGCUUUAAAGUAGUGUCUAUAAUAUGCUUAAUUUGAGCAUAAAUGAAAAAAUAUUUCAGGUGAGUCGAGUAAGUGUAGCACAAAGAAACUAUUUACUCAUUGUUCUGCCGAAGGAAAACGUUUUCAAUGCCACUCAGCAGAGGCAGUCACAGUCAGUGAAAAUUAAGUUGAUUAAUUCCCUUUUGUCUUUGCAGUUUGUUUAUGACUGCGACCCAAUUCAACUGACAUUCCUUCGGCUGCUAAGCAACCGCGCAAAACAGAUCAUCACCUAUCAUUGUUUAAAUUCCUCUGCCUGGUUCAAGCAAAGUACUGGGAGCUAUGAAUAUUCCAUUAAGCUUAAAGCAGAAAAUGGAAUUGAGAUUUACGCUCAGGGAACCAUAAAAUACAAACCUACCAUACUUCUUGACGAAUGCAAGGUACGAGUUAAUUUAGUAAUUCUUGUUACGUUUCGUUGCCGGCUCACUUUGCAUGUGACUGCUAUGCAAAAGGUGUCAUGGUUAUUAAUCAUACAACCACUUUGUGAGACGCAGAUAAUACAAACAAUCACGAAAGAAACCUGAGAGUAGUCUGUACAGAAAUUAAAAUCUACUCCUAUUGGAAUAAAACAGGAAGCGUUACCUGUCAUGUUCUCCUUUACUGUUCAGUUUAAGGUUAUAUAAUCCGUAAGAACGUAUAAUAGGUAUUUGUGUGUAUCGUUUGCGAGAUAGUUUGUGUAAAUUGAGUUUCUUUUGCGUUCACUACAAUAUUUGAAAAGAUGUUAUUUUGAAUUUGAGAUGUUUAUAACAUGUUAUUAAUAUUCCCUUGUGUUAUUUAAGCCAUUUGCGAUGUUUCCAUAGUCGUUUUCUUCUUUUCAACUUGUAGAUUAAAGAUGGUGCAUGGCGUAGAACGAUUUUGGAGGUCAAUACUUCUAAAACACACAGACUUCCAAUAAAAGAUGUGGCAGUACAUGAUGUUGGAGAUUCAGGAGAAGAGUUUGGUCUUGAAAUUGGUCCUGUGUGCUUCUCGUGACGAUGCGAAUAAAAACAAGAAUAAAUAUACCAUAGGAAUCGGAAGACAGAAAGAAACUCUGUCAACUCUAAAAUUUACUGCAGUGUAAAAUCACUUCAUUUUUAGAUUUUAAAAAACUACUGUUAAGGUAAUAUCGAAACAUAUGGUUAUUAGUUUGGUAUCGUCUCAAAGUUGUGCCUGAAAAUAGAGGUAAGUGUCCUUUUCAGCGGCG
Messenger RNA from Pocillopora meandrina, 32370 nucleotides. NCBI's taxonomy places the organism in Eukaryota, Metazoa, Cnidaria, Anthozoa, Scleractinia, Pocilloporidae. The record is from the annotation of a GenBank genome assembly.